CUAGCCUGGCAUUUCAAAACACGUCGCUCUGACUGUAAUUACAAUAAUCUACAAAUUCCUGUCGUAUCUCGGCUGCUGUAGUGUAGCGCAUUCCACGAUCGGUCGGCCACACGGGCUAUUGUUUUAGUUUAACCAGGGCGGGAAACCAUGCCGUGCCAUGUAGGUCAAAGGUGAAGUUAUGUCACAGGUCAGAGUUGAAAGCUGAUCGUGACGGGUCGCGCUGUGAGUGACUGUCUCAAAGAACAGCGAGGAGGAGGGAGUUGAGUGAACGCGGACCCAUGUGUGGUCAGACUGUGGACAGCGGCUAGUUUCUUGUCUGGACAGCAGAAUGGACGACAUGGGCGACGACGUGGACGUCAAUGACGACCUGGAUCCAAGAAUUCAGGAGGAACUUGACAUGCUUAACAGCGCUAGCAAUGACAUCAACAGACUGGAGAACGAAAUCGAUGAGGCGAGAGCCAAGUACCGACUGACGUUUUCCGAUGCUUCUUACAAGAUGGAGGCAAUGGGUCGUGGUCUGAAGAACUUCAUCCAGAGGGCGCGCGUGUACUACCAGCUGAAGGGAGCCGCCAUAGAGGCUCAAAGCGAGGCUCUGCGUGCCGCCCGUCAGUUCCAGACAGCCAAUGGAAUUUAUCGAGCUGCGAAAGAAACGAUCGCAUUGGCUGAACAGAAGUUGAUGGAUGACCAAUCAGCGGCUAUGUUGUCCAGUGCCUGGCAGGAAAUGCUCAACCAUGCAACAAUAAGGGUUAUGGACGCUGAGAGAGAGAAGACAAGGAGUGAACAGGAACAUCUCAGACGCUCCAACAUCUUCGUCGACCUAGAGAAGAAGCUGGCGUAUCUGGAGAAGAAGUUCAAGAAGUCCAUCAUAAAAGCCAGACCAUACUUUGAACUUAAGGCUGAACUUGAACUCAGGCUACAGCAACAGAAGCAGAACAUUGAUGAUCUUCAGAACGCUAUACGAUCUUCCAAGGCGAGGUACUCUGAUUCACUACGCCACCUGGAGGGAAUCUCGGAGGAGAUCCAUGAGAGCAGACGACAGAAGAUCCUGCUAAUGUUUCCGCGGGAACCGGGCGUAGGAGCAGACGACGAGAGCCUGGGAUCCAGUAUAUCCGACCAGAACAUAGAGCGAGGUCUGUUUGCUACUUCCUCUCCGACUGACGACCAUCUUGAUUCGGACACAGACGAGGUUGAUGACGUGUUUUCCUCUCAUGAUCACGUGACGGGUCACGCCCCGAAUGCUUCCUCUACUGGUAUUAACUCUCCAAAAAAUCUACCCGGCACUAAAAGCCUCGUGAACAGCAACGUGACUUCCAAGUCGUCCGAGACAAAGGGAGAUAAACGGCCGGAAGUUUCACAUAACACGCAUGUUGACGACAUCAGUGCUUCUUUUAAACAGUGUGAUAUGAUUAAUGGGAACAGUUGUGCUGGGGGAAGGGCGUGUUCUGCCCCAGGGGUUGUGAAUGGGGUAGUGAAGGACAACAGUAAUCCAGAUUCUCCCUCGGGUAUUAGACAGUGUGGUAGCGGGGCAGAAAUUACACCUGUGUGUGAAGAUGACGUCACGACUUGCACUAGUGACGUCAUUGAAAAGGUGAAAGACGUCAUUCUUCCAGAAAGAGACGAUCACACAGAAGGCUCCUCCGACCCAGAAGAGUGCGGUAAAGAUCUGAAAAUGUGCAGAGAUAGCAGGAUCGAAUGCACAGACGUUGUUUAAACCUGAGGUGUCUGCAUUUUAUCAGCCAUCUUGCCACAUGCCCUCCAGUGUUUCCUGGUGCAACACUGACACAAAUACACUAUUGAAUCGUUACAAAAUCCUUUGAUGCAGGGAACCAAAUUACAUAUAUCAUGACCUGGUUCCCGAUCCACAAAGCGUUCGUACCAUUACGACAUUCAUAAGCUUAUGGUUAAGUAUGGAGUUACGACAAGUCGUAACUUUAUGAACGCUUUGUGGACCGGGACCCGGAUUCAUAAAUACUCACAUUGAAUCCUGUUUGGGUACGUAUAUUCCAAGCAACUAAAGGCACUCGUGGAGUGACGCUUUUUGAAUCGAAAACUGGAAACAGUUUGCUCGGAAGUUACUUUUAUUAAACAAGAGAUAGACAUUGGUUCGUUCACAUUUGUGACUUGUUAGGAUAUACAAACAAAGAUAUUGAUUGUUGGUUGACAAUACUGAGCGCCAGUCUUUUGUAUGAAUACUUUUGUAAUAAUAAAUGUUCAUUUACCGA
Messenger RNA from Haliotis rubra (blacklip abalone), 2222 nucleotides. Its product is annotated as SH3 domain-binding protein 5-like. NCBI's taxonomy places the organism in Eukaryota, Metazoa, Mollusca, Gastropoda, Lepetellida, Haliotidae. Gene Ontology annotation, molecular function: protein kinase inhibitor activity. The coding region runs from base 329 to 1711 and encodes 460 amino acids. The record is from RefSeq and is a predicted model, not a curated record. Gene Ontology annotation, cellular component: cytoplasm. Gene Ontology annotation, biological process: negative regulation of protein tyrosine kinase activity; intracellular signal transduction. The transcript has 9 exons.